UUGAGCUGCUCCUCAAGCCUUGCCUGUUUCCCAGUGCAGGGCCUGCUCAGGACUCCUCCACCGCCGGCCGGCGUCUCCCGGUGGUUCCGGGCCUGCAGCUAUUCCAAGCAUUACGGUCCCGUCUGGAGGCUGGGCUGGGAGAGGCGGGGAGCAGGCCGUGCCGGGGAGGAGGCGGAGCGGGGGCUGCCGCUGGAGGUGCCGCGGCCGCUCUGGAAGGCAGGGCGCGGGCGGCGUGUGGCUGAUCCCAACUUUAUUGAAGAUGAAGUCCUGGAUACUGUCACUGCUGUUGACCUGCAUUAGCUGCACAUGGCACACACAAGCUGAAUUUUUCACCUCUAUAGGUCAGAUGACAGACCUGAUUUAUGCAGAGAAAGAUCUGGUGCAGUCUUUAAAGGAAUAUAUUCAAGCAGAAGAAUCUAAACUCUCUAAGAUUAAAAGCUGGGCUGAAAAAAUGGAUGCACUGACUAUGAAAUCAGCUUCCGACCCAGAAGGUUAUCUUGCACACCCAGUAAAUGCAUAUAAAUUGGUGAAGCGUUUAAAUACCGAUUGGCUGGAAUUAGAGAAUCUAGUUCUUCAGGACUCAACAAGUGGUUUUAUCGCGAACCUCACAGUUCAACGUCAGCUCUUCCCAACUGAGGAGGACGAGACAGGCGCUGCUAAGGCUCUAAUGCGUCUACAGGACACAUAUAGACUGGACCCUGAGACCAUGUCUCAAGGGAGACUACCAGGAACAAAAUACAGAUCAUCUUUGACAGUGGACGACUGCUUUGGCAUGGGAAAGAUUGCUUACAAUGAAGGAGAUUACUAUCAUACGGUGCUGUGGAUGCAGCAGGCAUUGAAGCAGCACGAUGAAGGGGAAGAUGCAGCCAUCACCAAAGUGGAGAUCCUGGACUAUCUCAGCUUUGCUGUCUUCCAGUUCGGUGACUUACACAGGGCCGUGGAGCUCACCAGGCGCCUGAUUUCUCUCGAUUCUGCUCACGAGAGGGCAGGCAGCAACCUGCGAUAUUUUGAGAAGUUGUUGGAGAAAGAGAGAGUGGCAAAGCUACUAAAUAAGACGUCAACGAUAACAGAAUCGGCCACACAAGGUGGGCUUUAUGAGAGACCUGCUGACUAUCUGCCAGAGCGUGAUACCUAUGAGGCUCUCUGCAGAGGCGAAGGUGUGAAAAUGACAUCUCGGCGACAGAAGAGGCUGUUCUGCAGGUACCAUGAUGGAAACAGAAAUCCCCACCUGGUCAUAGCUCCCUUUAAGGAAGAAGAUGAAUGGGACAGCCCUUAUAUCGUCCGAUACUAUGAUGUCAUGUCUCAUGAAGAAAUAGAGAAAAUUAAGGAGCUGGCUAAACCAAAAUUGGCACGAGCCACGGUACGUGACCCCAAAACAGGUGUCCUAACAGUGGCCAGCUACAGGGUGUCAAAAAGUUCGUGGUUGGAGGAACAUGAUGAUCCUGUUGUUGCCAGAGUAAAUCACCGAAUGCAGCAUAUCACGGGAUUAACAGUAAAAACAGCUGAACUAUUGCAGGUUGCUAAUUAUGGAAUGGGAGGACAGUAUGAGCCACAUUUUGAUUUCUCAAGGAAAGAUGAACCUGAUGCUUUCAAGCGUUUAGGGACUGGAAAUCGUGUGGCCACUUUUUUAAACUAUAUGAGUGAUGUAGAAGCUGGAGGUGCUACAGUUUUCCCAGACUUUGGGGCUGCAAUUUGGCCCCAAAAGGCUUUCGUUUUCAGGGGACAGCAGUGUUUUGGUACAAUCUUUUCAGAAGUGGCGAGGGUGAUUAUCGAACAAGACAUGCAGCUUGCCCAGUAUUAGUAGGCUGCAAAUGGGUUUCAAACAAAUGGUUCCACGAAAGAGGGAAUGAGUUCUUAAGACCUUGUGGGUCAACAGAGGUCGACUGAAAUCCAUCCUGCUACUAGCUCUUCCUUUUUUGUCCCUUUCUUUUUCAGUUCAUUUCUAAGAAAUGAUCCAUCUUCUAUUAUGAAAGAGCUCUGGCACUUUUUAAAAAGAAUGUAACCUCUAUAAGUGUGAAAGAAGCAAAAGGCUGUAAUGACUUGGCAGUACUUGGUAACUAUUAUUUCCCCCACCUCUCCCCCAGUUUCACCUUCUCACCACACCUUCCCAAUUUGUCUCUUCCGUCAUAACAGUGCAAACAGCACUUUUGGCAAUUCAGUGCAUUUGAGCGCCUGGUCUUGUGCCUUUCAUUCCUCAGAUGUUUUAGGUGUUAAAUAUUUCAUUGAGCCAAAGUUUUGUGUACGUGUUAAAUUUAUUGUAUUUCUGUGGAUUGCAAGUUUUAACAAAUAAAUGCUGUUUCAAAAAAAAAAAAAAAAGUUGUUCUCUGCUGUGAGCUUGUGUCUAAUGCUGUGUCCCAGCUUAUCUAUGGGUCUGGGCCAUUUGCUUCAUUUAGAAAUGUUUAUGAUCAAAUUUGGACUAGCACUUCGGAGCUCGAUCACACAAGGUGCUGAGCACCCACACCUCCUAGGGAAACCAGAGUGAGCUCAGGUUGCUCAGUACCUUGCAAGACUGAGCGUGUAAAUUGGUGUAGCUGUAUUGAAAUCUUACAACAUGCUUACAGUGUUGUAACUUGGCCUGGGUUUUUCCUUUGUCUGAAUUGACUUCAGUGGAUGCGUUGCUUGAAUAAGAACCUCCAGGUUUGGGCCCGAGCUUACUCCAGUUAACAGAAUCGUCACUUUCAUUUUUAAAAUAAGAAAUACAAAAAUAUCUACAACACAAUAAACUCCUAUGCUUCCAUUAUCUUUAGGAAAUAUUGUAUAUGGGAAACCUAAAAUCUUUGAAAAAUACAUAGGUAGAUUUAUGACAGUCUCUAGUUACGAUUUUAAACAUUUUCAUUAUUUUUGUGUGGUGCCUUCACAUUUUUGUGACUUUUUCAUCCCAGAAGUAUACGUUUCCUUUGCAUAGUACUGUGCCUUUUUGCUGCAGGAAGCCCUGAUCUAAUAAAGCACUUAAGCACAUGCUUAACUUGAAGUCAACGGGACAACUCACAAGCAAAGUUUAAGCACGUGCUUAAGUGUCUGGAUAGAUUGGGGCAUGUGUUCUUGUGCUCAAGUCAUCAUUUUCUUCUGUACCAGACACACAAGGAGCCAGAUUUCCGGCUGCCUUGCAUCUUGUGUUGGUCACUUAACACAUGUGAAGGGACUGUAAAGUGCUUCCAAAUCAUAAUGGUUUCAUGAAGGGGCAAGGGCUAGAGGAUAAGACUACACAAAGCACAAGACAGUAGAAAUUGGGGCCAAAUAUCUGUAUUUAGGUGCUUUACAAUUUCUUCAAAAAGUAUGAGAUGAUUACUUAUGGGGAGUGAAUAGCACAAAAGUUCUAGCAGAAUUGAGAAGAAAUAGAUAUGUUUUGAGGGAAAAAUUAAGAAAUACUGAGCCAGAUUGUGGCUGACUCUUGUGCAGAUGUGCCAGGGAGUUGACUUCAAUGGGAGUUCUUCUGGCCAGUACUGGUAUGAGGGUGAACGUUUUAGAAUAUUAGUGAUUUCAAGUGAACUCCUUAGAGUGAACAGUAAAAACCUACAUUAUUGCUUAAAGACUAUGGGCAUUGACAUUCAGAAGAGACUUCAGUGAAAGAAAAUUCAGUUAACUUGCCGUGUCUAAUUGCACGCAUAAUGUCAUCAUAAGAUGAACAUUGAUUUCUUCUCCAUUGUAAGGUAACUGUUGAAUGAACUAAUACUUAAAACAAUUAUCUGUCAACAUCCUCUUGAGGGCUGGAAGCACUACACCUACUAGAUUGUGUUCUUAGGGAAAGAGCAAUUUAGAGAGUAUUGGAUUUCAUAUGGCAGGUAUAAUGGACAUCACCCUCCCUGGUACGAUGGUAGGAUAGUGUGGCUCUGAUUCAGCAAUAAACUUCAGCACGUGCCUAAAUUUUAGCAUGUAAAUAUUUCCAUUGAAUUCAAUGGAAUUACAUGCUUAAAGUCUGGCACAUGCUUAGGCCUGAUUCUAUCAAGUACUAAUCAUAAGUUUUAAUUUCACCAUGAGUGGCAAAUAUACUCUUGAAGAGAAGGCUGGAAGGUUAGAUAAACGAAUAGAGCUGAUGGAAUCAUUCAUUGUGAACGAUAUGGGUGGGAAGCGUUGUUCAUUGAAUAAUUAUCUGUGAAUAAAUCGCUUUAUCCUACAAAGAGCUGCAGUAAGUAAUGUGAAAUCAUAAGCACUUUCACAAAGCCUAUGGUAAUAAAUGCAAUACACUACACUCUGCA
Chelonia mydas (Green sea turtle) is the source of this 4196-nucleotide messenger RNA. It is a transcript of the gene P4HA2, whose product is annotated as prolyl 4-hydroxylase subunit alpha 2. The record is from RefSeq and is a predicted model, not a curated record. The transcript has 15 exons. Gene Ontology annotation, molecular function: iron ion binding; L-ascorbic acid binding; protein binding. NCBI's taxonomy places the organism in Eukaryota, Metazoa, Chordata, Testudines, Cheloniidae. Gene Ontology annotation, cellular component: endoplasmic reticulum. Bases 260 to 1801 code for a protein of 513 amino acids. Gene Ontology annotation, biological process: peptidyl-proline hydroxylation to 4-hydroxy-L-proline.